Messenger RNA from Zonotrichia leucophrys gambelii, 913 nucleotides. RefSeq names its product MAD2L1 binding protein (gene MAD2L1BP). The record is from RefSeq and is a predicted model, not a curated record. Gene Ontology annotation, cellular component: nucleus. Bases 46 to 762 code for a protein of 238 amino acids. The transcript is spliced from 2 exons. Gene Ontology annotation, biological process: regulation of exit from mitosis. NCBI's taxonomy places the organism in Eukaryota, Metazoa, Chordata, Aves, Passeriformes, Passerellidae.
UCCUCGCUCCCGGCGCUGGCGGGGCUGGAUCGCGGCGGCAGCGGGAUGGGGCCUCGGGGGGACAGGGCGGUGCUGGGCAGCCCCGCCGUGGCCGUGGCCUUCCCGGGAGCUGUGUGCCGGGGCAGCGGCUACCGCUUCGCGUGCGAGCUCCUGAAGCACGUCCUGCACCAGCGGAACCAGCUCCCGCUGCCCUACGAGCAGCUGGCCUACUUCUGCCGGCGGGCGGCCCAGGGUGGAGAUGGAAUUGAGAAACCACGUUCCCUGGGCUUGGCAAGCAGAAAGUGCCAGCAGUUGCUGACGGAGCUGGAGGGAUUAUUCCAGCACCUGGAAGUCAUGUUUAGUCUGACGCUGGUUCCUCGAGUUCUUUUCCUACUUGGAGGCAACGUCAUGAACCCCAAGGAGCUCUAUGAGCUGAAUUUGGAGGGGUUCUGUGAGGGCUCUGCUGAAGAGAGCCUCCAGACCGCGCCCUGCGUUCGCCAGCUCUUUCACCGCCUGUUUGUUGCUGAUGUCUUCAGUGAACUUAAGGCUCUCCCUGUGACAGGCACUCUUGUCCUGGUCCAGGGCCACCGUGACUGUGGUGUUGAGUGGUUCCGGCCCAGGCUCAACUACCAAGUGCCGAGCCGAGGGAGGAAGCUGACUGUUAAGCUGUCCUGUGAUGGAGACCUCCACGUCAGUGCCUUACCUCCACAGCACACAGCACCUGCUUGGGAGGACUAUGUCUGGUUCCAAGCCCCAGUGACCCUCAAAGGCUUUAGUGAAUGAAUGGUUUUCCAUAGAAAUUUAACUGGAAUAUUGAUUACUUUUUUAUUCUUUAGGUGUUAAUUUUAGCAAAUGUAACCAUGUAUUUUUGAACCAUGUGUGCCUGAUUUUUUUUUUUCAUGGUGUCUACUCUGCCUUCCUGUAUCUUGCUGCA